AUUGGAAAGAAGAUGGGAACCCAAGUGGGGUGUAUGCCAUCCUCUUUCCCUUCUUACUUUCCUUUCCAGAAAAAAACAGAACCAACAACUAAAGUGCCUGGAAACUGAAGAAUUCUGUUCAUUCCUCUCAUGUGAUCAUUCUCCCUUUAUUUAUCUUCCUCUAAAGAGUCUUAAAAGUAUUGUCUUUCUUGGCUUAAUUAGUUAACUCCUUAAAACUCGGUUGUUCUGUCCUAUUCCAGCAACAAUGUCUCUGUUUGCCUCGUUUUCUCCUCCUUCGCCUGUUAUAAGCUGUUCAUGGCAAUUCCAUUAAUGGGUCCUCUUCGUUUUCUUUACUGAUCCUCAUAUAGGUCAGGCUUAUCUUGAUUGAAUCUCAAUCUAGUUUUCCCUGAUUGUCACUGAAAGUCGGAAACCUUGUUUUGUGUCUUUCACUUGUUUGUUAUAAUGCCGCCUUCAUACUUCCCUCUCAGGUGGGAGAGUACUGGAGACCAGUGGUGGUACGCAUCUCCCAUUGAUUGGGCAGCUGCAAAUGGCCUCUACGACCUGGUUAGAGAGCUUCUCCACCUUGACAUUAAUCUCCUCAUCAAGCUCACUUCCCUCCGCCGCAUCCGCCGCCUUGAAACUGUCUGGGACGACGAUGCUCAAUUUGGGGAUGUUGCCAAAUGCAGGUCUCAGGUCGUCAAAAAGCUUCUGCUUGACUGUGAAACAAAGGGAGGACACAACUCUCUGAUUAGAGCUGGAUAUGGGGGUUGGCUUCUUUACACUGCUGCCUCAGCUGGGGAUGUGGACUUUGUUAAGGAAUUGCUGGAGAGAGACCCACUUUUGGUCUUUGGAGAAGGAGAGUUUGGGGUAACUGAUAUACUUUAUGCUGCAGCAAGAAGCAAGAAUUCUGAGGUUUUCAGGAUUUUUCUUGAUCAUGCUUCUGGGGUGGGUGAAAGUGAAUCAGAUUUUAGGUGGGAAAUGAUGAAUAGAGCUGUACAUGCUGCCGCUCGAGGUGGGAAUUUGGAGAUUUUGAAGGAGCUUCUUGGGGAUUGCUCUGAUGUUUUGGUUUAUAGAGAUGCUCAAGGAGCCACUAUCUUGCAUUCAGCCUCAGGAAGAGGGCAAAUUGAGGCAGUUAAAGAGUUAGUUGCAUCCUAUGAUAUCAUAACCACCGCAACUGAUGAUGAAGGGAACACUGUGUUACAUGUAGCUGCAUACAGGGGUUACUUAGCCGUAGUUGAGUUUCUGAUAGCUGCAUCUCCUUCACUAUCCUCUCUAAAAAACAACUAUGGAGAUACUUUUCUUCACAUGGCAGUGUCUAGUUUUCGAACUCCUGGUUUUCGAAGAGUGGACCAACAGAUUGAGCUUGUGAAACAGUUAGUAAGUGGUAAGAUUGUUAAUGUGCAAGACAUUGUCAAUGUCAAGAAUAAUGAUGGGAGAACGUCCCUUCACAUUGCAGUCACUGAGAAUAUUCAGGCAAGCGUGGUGGAACUUCUAAUGACUGUUCCAUCAAUUGAUUUAAACAUCCGCGAUUGCAAUGGCCUGACUCCACUAGAUCUCCUGAAGCAACGGCCAAAAACAGCAUCUUCAGAAAUCCUGAUUAAGCAGUUGAUUUUGGCUGGAGGGAUUUCCCACUGUCAGUGUAAUAUGACCAGAAGUGCCACUGUAUCCAAUCUAAGAGGGCUGCAUGGUAUGGGAGGUAGUCCUGGAACUUCAUUUAGGAUUCCUGAUGCGGAGAUAUUCCUCUACACUGGUUGUGAGAACGUAUCUGAUGCCGAUUGUGGUUUGGAAAGUAUUGGCAAUGGUUCAAGAUUGAGUGAGUUCAGCGACUCUGACAUGGUUAAUUCAUUGGAUAAGAAGAAUUCUGGUUCAGUAAAUCAUGCUGCCAGGGGACUCAAGUUUCUCCUUCGGUGGCGCAAGAGGAAUGAAAAAAGUAAUGCAAACACUGACUUGAGAGAUCAGAAUGAUUCUUUUGAGACCUUCAACUUAUGCAGAAGUGUCGAGGGCUGUCAUAUCCCACUCCGACAAAGAUACUCAAAACAAUUGUCCUUCCUGAACAACAAAAGAACACUCUCUAGCAGAACUAGUUUUCCAAGUCCAUCAACCAGAAAGAAAUUUACCGCAGGGCUAAUGCAAGGCGUUUUUCAGGAAAUACCAUCUCCCGGUCCUUUCUCACAAUCAUCUUCGUCUUCGCCAACUUCAAUAGACAAGCAAAAGGGUGAUGAUCUUUCUGAAGUUUCUCGGUCAAAUCGUCAGUCAUGGAGCAAGAGACAAGCAUCAUUCAAUAAGAAGUUGAUGAACCAGUACUUUUGUGUUGGUGCACAAUGCCUGGCUGUGGAGGAUUCAAUACGCUGUGCACAGCCCAAUCCGAAAUACAAGCGGGCGACUUCUCUGGUUGCUUAAUUUGAUUACUCAAAAGAUGGAAUACUGGUUAAGACCCGAAUACCAUUGGAGAAAACAUACGAUGAUUGCAUUGAGCUUUGCUUUCUGGAACCUGAGCUUUCCCUGGCUUUGAUUUGGCAUAUGGUGUGUAUACAGAAUGUUAUUGCUGUAAGAAUAAUGUGCAAGAGAAUGAAUAUUAUAUAUAAAAAUGGCUCUAUGUGUUGAUUUAUCA
Molecule: messenger RNA, 2590 nt
Organism: Tripterygium wilfordii
Lineage: Eukaryota; Viridiplantae; Streptophyta; Magnoliopsida; Celastrales; Celastraceae
Product: serine/threonine-protein phosphatase 6 regulatory ankyrin repeat subunit A-like
Exons: 2
Coding region: 442-2379 (645 amino acids)
Molecular function (GO): protein binding
Source: RefSeq, a predicted model, not a curated record